UAAAUAAUUAGACUAGUACACAACGUCUUGCAGUACGCAUGUUUAAUGUGACCGAAUCAAACAAUCUUUUAUCGGAGUAGUCCAAGCUGGGAAGUCAGUUGAGUUCGUGCAGUUCCGGCGCCUUGUCUAAACCCUAAUCUUUGUAACUUCCGGUUGCAAUCCUGAUGGUCCACGGAUAGACCGUUACAUGCUGUCGCUUACCAUCAGCUGCAGUACCAUGAAUGUACAAGGAUCAUUGUGGGAACAUCUUCAUUAAAUGGAUCAUUUGGUGCAGACUGCAGUAUUCUCACUUCGAAAAUCCUGCGCCGCUAACAAUGGUGGUUUUUGUGACCUCUAAAUACAUGUAUGCGGCUUUUGGGGGAGUUUAAGAGAUACUUCAUGUACUGAAGAACAAUUUGCUCUGGAAAUUAAGCUUGCUCGAGCAGAUUUACAGAUGAAGUCAAUCAAGAGCGCUUUGUCCAAGAAGAGUGACGAAUCCGCGAAAGAGUCUAAGAGAACUGUUGUGGAACUUUUGGAAAGUCAGCUGACAGAGCCCGAAGUAACAAUAAACGGGGAUGCCUCCAAGAAAAAAGCGCCCCCUGCCAUCGUCCGUGGCCAGUCAAAAUACGGUCUGCAACCAUGGAUCAACAGCGUGACCAUCUUCCUCUUCGAAGGCCGCGAUCUACCGGCCAUGGACCGCAACGGUCUCAGUGAUCCCUUCUGCAAAUUCCGUCUGGGCAGCGCCAAAUAUAAAACCCGUGUGGCGUAUAAAACCCUCAAUCCGCAAUGGAUGGAGCAGUUUGACCUGUUCAUCUGUGACCCCGAUGACCGCACCGUGGAGAUCACGGUGUGGGAUUGGGAUCGGGGCAUGCGCAAUGAUUAUAUCGGGAAGAGCGUCAUUGAUCUGGCGGCGAUUGAGGCGGAGAAAAUGAAAGAUAUGUGGGUGGAGGUGCGGAACGAGAUGGGGGAAGUGUGUGGAUCACUGCAUCUGUCGCUGCUGAUCAGUGGAGGGAAGAUGACGGCCGACAAGAUGGGCGAUGAGACGGAUUCACCCCGCGAGGAGGGUGUCAAUGGCACUGGCAUGCAGCGGACAGCCAUGCUGGAAAGGUACAGCUGGAAAAAUUCCCUGACCGAUAUUGGGGAUGUUGGCAUGCUCACUGUUAAAGUUUUCAGAGGAUGUUCAUUGCGAGCUGCCGAUUUAAAUGGAAAAUCUGACCCAUACUGCAUAUUGCAACUAGUUAAUGCCCGUCUGCAGACCCAAGUCGAGCCCAAGACACUCGACCCGGAAUGGAACCGCGUGUUCACCUUUCCGGUGAAUGAUAUCCAUGCAGUACUGGACAUCACAGUCAUGGACAUGGACCAAGACAAAAAAUCUGAUUUUCUGGGUCGUAUCGCAAUACCAUUGCUACGAGUACAAAAUAAUGAACGGCGUUGGUAUGCCCUGAAGGAUCAAAAGCUGCGAGGUCGGGCCAAAGGAUCGAUUCUGCUGGAAAUGGAGAUGAUCUAUAAUCCCUUUCGAGCCGCUUUUCGCACUCUUCAUCCCAAGGAAGUUUACUUUGAUAAACAUGAGGGGAAAUUUAAAACACAGGUUUUCGUUCGGAAUAUUACGCGCUUGAAAUGCAUUAUGUUACCGGCUCUAGAAUUUGGCCACUUUUUACAAAGCUGUUUUAACUGGGAAUCACGAGUUCGUUCCAUGACUGUUUUUAUCUGUUAUCUUCUGACUGUGUAUUUUUUCGAAAUGUGGAUGGUACCUGCGGGAUUGGUGGGGAUAUUUUUAUUAUACUUCCUUAAAUUAAACUUUUUAUCUUCGACAUACACCCGCGAUCCGCGCGAUGAUGAGCUAGCCGACUACUUAGACCAAAAAGUUGAUUCGGACGAUGAGGAAGACGAUACCGUUCGAUCCCUUUCUGGCAGCAGCAAAACAUCCAGUGUGACCUUAAUGAGCCGCAUGCGCGUGGCACAAGAGCAGCUUAAAGUCGUACAAAAUCUUAUGGGAUUCGUGGGUGAUUUGGCUGAGAGAAUAUCCAACACAUUUGACUUUACGGUGCCGUGGAUAUCAUAUUUCACUAUAAUUCUGCUCACUGCGGCCACCGUGGUACUGUAUUUCAUUCCAAUCCGUUUACUGCUGCUGAUUUGGGGAGUCAACAAAUUCACAAAAAAGAUACGGAACCCCAACGCUUUGGGCAAUAACGAGAUACUGGAUUUAUUGUCCCGCGUAUUCACGAAUGAAGAAAUUAAAACUUACAAAGAACUUCGUCCAAGAGACGUUCCAAAUCAAGCUGCUGUAGGUAUUGUGUCCACUAACGGGACACUCACUCGUGGACAAGGAGUUCGAUGAGAAAAAGUAUUUUUAACCAUCCAUGCUGCGCUUAUUGUUAGUUCAUUCCUGAUAUGCUACGCAACUUGUGAUAUUGUAUUAAAUGGAGUAGUUUCGAUAACGGCAGUCUGCCUUUAAUGAUCGAUGUCUUUCUGAAAUUUCUAAUAAAGAUGAUU
This is a messenger RNA of Paramacrobiotus metropolitanus, 2472 nucleotides long. RefSeq names its product multiple C2 and transmembrane domain-containing protein 1-like. Gene Ontology annotation, biological process: regulation of neurotransmitter secretion. Lineage: Eukaryota; Metazoa; Tardigrada; Eutardigrada; Parachela; Macrobiotidae. The transcript has 5 exons. The coding region runs from base 434 to 2317 and encodes 627 amino acids. Gene Ontology annotation, cellular component: synaptic vesicle membrane. The record is from RefSeq and is a predicted model, not a curated record. Gene Ontology annotation, molecular function: calcium ion binding.